ACUUGGUGAGAUAACCAGAGUCUAGCUCCUUUGGUUUCUCUGUUUCUUCUUCCUCAGAUCAAAAAAGGAGCGUCUCCCUCCAGUGUUCUCAGAAUCUUCGAAAAUGCUGGGUAGGCUUGCAGCGAAGCGUCUUCUCGAGAUCCGUCAAGCUUUCCGUCAACCACCAACUCAGGUGUCUCGUAGCUUUUCAACAGCCUUAAAUUACCACCUGGAUUCUCCUGAUAACAAACCGGAUCUUCCUUGGGAGUUUUCUGAGGCCAACAAAUCUAAGGUUAAGGAGAUACUCUCUUACUAUCCAUCAAACUACAAGCAGUCUGCAGUGAUCCCUCUUCUAGAUCUUGCACAACAACAGCAUGGUGGCUGGCUCCCUGUUUCAGCAAUGAAUGCCGUGGCGAAAGUUAUAGACGUUGCUCCUAUCCGUGUUUAUGAGGUUGCAACAUUUUACUCAAUGUUCAACAGGGCAAAGGUCGGAAAGUACCACCUGCUAGUUUGUGGCACAACACCUUGCAUGAUCCGUGGUUCACGAGAUAUUGAAUCAGCUUUGCUAGACCAUUUGGGAGUUAAACGCGGUGAGGUCACAAAGGAUGGUUUGUUCUCUGUUGGAGAGAUGGAAUGCAUGGGAUGCUGUGUGAAUGCGCCCAUGAUUACUGUGGCUGAUUAUUCCAAUGGAUCGGAAGGAUAUACAUACAACUAUUUCGAAGACGUUACACCUGAGAAAGUUGUAGAGAUCGUUGAGAAGCUGAGAAAAGGAGAAAAACCACCGCAUGGAACUCAAAACUCGAAGAGGAUCAAGUGUGGACCUGAAGGAGGAAACACUACGCUGCUAGGGGAGCCAAAGCCACCACAGUUCCGUGAUCUUGACGCUUGCUAAGCUAAGUUCUUUAAACCGCUGGUUCUCUGUGGUUCAAUAAUGCAGAAAGGCUAUAGUGAUGUUUGAAGCCUAUAGCAUGAAGUUGAGUUUGCAUACUCUUUGUCAUCAUUUUAAACGAAUGGCCAAAAGCAUCUUCUUUUGUCAUCAUCAUCUUACUUCGAAGACUUUUAUGAAAUU
Molecule: messenger RNA, 1048 nt
Organism: Eruca vesicaria subsp. sativa (arugula)
Lineage: Eukaryota; Viridiplantae; Streptophyta; Magnoliopsida; Brassicales; Brassicaceae
Source: the annotation of a GenBank genome assembly